GUUGGCCGCUCUUAGCUUCCUCUCUGCGGGUAUAAAUCCACGUGUGAUCACGCACGUAUACGCAUGCGUACGGAAGUGGGAGGUAAUGAUGAGAGUUUCCGUUGAACCGUCCUAAGUCUUUUAGAAGUUAUCGUGUGUUGAGGACUCUUGAAUUAUUAAACACACACCGUAACAAUGCAGCUUAAAAUUCGUGGACAGGAAACAACUGUUGUUGAUUGUCAAGAUAAUGAGACUAUACAACAUAUAAAGGAAAGGAUUAUAUGUCUUCAAGGCAUUGAGGAGUUUCAUCUUUAUUGUAACGGAGUUUUAUUGACUGAUGAAACUUCUGUCAAUGAACUUGCUUCGGACAUAUUGGAAUUGACUGUACCACUAUUGGGAGGAAAAGUUCACGGUUCCUUAGCACGAGCUGGCAAAGUAAAGGCUCAGACACCAAAGGUUGAAAAACAAGAAAAGAGCAAGAAGAAAACUGGUCGUGCUAAACGACGUAUCCAGUAUAAUCGCAGAUUUGUUAAUGUAGUUCAGACCUUUGGUCGCCGACGUGGACCUAAUGCAAAUACGAAUUCGUAAGAAAUAUAUCGUGCUAUUGUGAAAACAAAUAAAAUGUAAUUCUGAGAUAUCA
Harpegnathos saltator (Jerdon's jumping ant) is the source of this 619-nucleotide messenger RNA. RefSeq names its product ribosomal protein S30 (gene RpS30). Gene Ontology annotation, molecular function: structural constituent of ribosome. The transcript has 5 exons. Gene Ontology annotation, cellular component: ribosome; cytosolic small ribosomal subunit. Lineage: Eukaryota; Metazoa; Arthropoda; Insecta; Hymenoptera; Formicidae. The record is from RefSeq and is a predicted model, not a curated record. Gene Ontology annotation, biological process: translation. Bases 175 to 567 code for a protein of 130 amino acids.